Molecule: messenger RNA, 2388 nt
Organism: Synchiropus splendidus (mandarinfish)
Lineage: Eukaryota; Metazoa; Chordata; Actinopteri; Syngnathiformes; Callionymidae
Exons: 11
Coding region: 303-1418 (371 amino acids)
Biological process (GO): positive regulation of GTPase activity
Cellular component (GO): intracellular membrane-bounded organelle; plasma membrane
Molecular function (GO): GTPase activator activity; phosphatidylinositol bisphosphate binding
Source: RefSeq, a predicted model, not a curated record
CGCGCACACACAGCACUGGGACCAUUUCGCGGACUUUAUUUUACUCUAAAUAGUGUCUCGCGCUCCUGUGACUUUCCGAAGCGCACACGAAGCGAGGCGUUGACGUCACACUUCAGCGCUAGAUCCGAGUUCUCUGGCGAAGAAUGUGGAGCGGCGCGCCUCUCGCGCUCACGUAGGUCCGCGACUACCUGUGCGCACUUGCCCGAUCCCCACAGGACGCGCGCUUCUCCGUCGGCCUCGGAGCGAACAGCCGCCUCUCCCUCGCUCUCCGCCCUCAACACGACCCAGUGCAAGACAGUAAAAUGUCCCGAGCUCUGCGGGAGAUGGUGCAGAGACCUGGCAACGACACCUGUGCAGACUGCGGAGCUGCCGAUCCCGGCUGGGGCUCCAGCUCUUUGGGCGUCUUCAUCUGUCUGGAAUGCUCCGGAAUCCACCGCAACAUUCCCAACGUCAGCAAGGUCAAGUCCUUGAGCCUGUCCCACUGGGAGGACCACGAAGUGCAGUUCAUGGCUGAGAACGGCAACGAGCUGAUGAAGAGCAAGUACGAGGCGGCUGUGCCGGUGUACUACUACAAGCCGACGCACAAGGACUGCCAGGCUCUGAGGGAGCAGUGGAUACGAGCCAAGUAUGAACGGAAGGAGUUUUCCCAGCCUGGCACAGAUUUCACGUACGAGGAAGCUGUCAGAGACGGAUUGUUGAUGAAGAGGGGGCGGGACAACGGGCAGUUCCUCAGCAGACGGUUCGUCCUCUUGGAGCGGGAGGGGACUUUAAAGUAUUUCACAAAAUAUGACGCCAAGGAGCCCAAGGCAGUGAUAAAGGUGGACACCAUCAACGCCACCUUCCAACCAGAGAAGAUGGGAAAUCCCAACGGCUUGCAGAUCACCUACCUCAAAGACUACAGCACCCGCAACAUCUUCGUCUAUCACGAAAACGCAAAGGAGAUCGUCGACUGGUUCAACUCCAUCCGUGCUGUACAGCUCCACUACAUGAAGGUGGCGUUUCCUGGCGCCACUGAUGCCGAGCUCGUACCAAAACUCACCCGAAACUUUCUGAAGGAAGGAUACAUGGAAAAGACAGGCCCAAGGCAAACUGAAGGCUUCAAGAAACGCUGGUUUACUUUGGACCAGCGGCGACUGAUGUACUUCAAAGACCCUUUGGACGCCUUCGCCAAAGGCGAAGUGUUUUUGGGCAACAAGGACCACGGCUACAGCGUGGCCCCGGGUCUGCCGCCCGGCACCAGCUGCAACAGCGUCUGGCAGCACGGGGUCACCAUCAUGACGCCCGAGCGCUCCUUCCUCUUCACCUGCGAGACGGAGGCCGACCAACAGGACUGGAUCCGCCACUUCAAUGACGUCAUGAACAGCCCCAUGUCGCCGCAGGAUUACACCAUGGAGGCCUUGUUCAAGCACAAACACUGAGGACGGUGGAAGCGGCUCCUGCUUCAGGAAAGACGCGGCCAGAUACAGGUUCUUAUUCCUUCCCUCGCGCCGAACUGGAGCGUCGACCAAACACCGAGGUGACACGUCCCUCGGUGUGUGGGGUCAAACCAGGGGACAUGGUGUCCUCUGCUGAUGUUUCCAAACCUUGUGAGUCCAAAGUUGUUUUUGUUUGUUCGGUGUGUUCCUUCAGUCAGUUUCCAGCGAGGAUGUGACUUCAUGAUUCCUCAGUUACAGACAUGAUGGUCAAACAGCGCCCCCUCGUGUCCGUUUUGUUUUUAAACACCAAGUUCUUCAUUCAACCAAUAAUAAUUCAAGUGUUAUAUUCGAUUCUAAAAUCGGUGCACAGAGUGCAAAGUGCCAUUUUACGCCUCAUGAUCAUGAAUAAAAAUCCUUUUCUUAAGUGUUGACAAAAGACCUUUGAUGUUUGUGCUCUUUUCCUUUCAAUCUGUGUCGUCUGACGCGGAUUGCAAAUGUGUCGCUUAUACAUGUGUCUCUCUUUAUAUGUAUAUAUAUAAAAGUGUAGUGCUUUAUGUCCUUCCCAAAUAAUGCAUUCUUUUGUGAUUUUUUUAUUAUUUCAAAUGUGUAUUUUAUUUAUUUUCCAUCCAUUCUUCAGACGAAACAAUGCUGACUCACAUGUUCCGGUGAAAACCUCCUGCACUGUUCCACCAAAAUAAAUCCUCGACACUUCAAGAACAUGAUGGCGCUCAGUAGGUGGCGCUCUCAGUAUAAAACAGUGUUGUAUUGACAGUCUCUCGCCCCUUUCUGCAUUGUACUCUUAAGUCACAUUAACUGAGUACAUUUGGCAAGUUACAGUUGGACACCCACAUUUACAUUUAACGUGAAACUUUUUACAAAUGUAAUUAUCUUAUUCGUAACUUGCUCAAAAUUUGGUCAAUUUAGAUGUUUCUUUUUUAUAUAAAAAAAAUACAUAAGAAAUAGAAUAAAACAA